Loa loa (African eye worm) is the source of this 291-nucleotide messenger RNA. RefSeq lists its product as hypothetical. Lineage: Eukaryota; Metazoa; Nematoda; Chromadorea; Rhabditida; Onchocercidae. Bases 1 to 291 code for a protein of 96 amino acids. Gene Ontology annotation, molecular function: protein binding. The record is from RefSeq and is a predicted model, not a curated record. Gene Ontology annotation, biological process: protein polyubiquitination. The transcript has 3 exons.
AUGGCAAACAUAUCGGCAAAAUCAGGAUGUAGUAGUAUGAUAAUACCUUCAAGCGCUACUUUCGAUUCACUUCCGGUGGAAAUUAUCACAUAUAUCAUGAAUUGCCUUUCAUACGAUGAUAUCAGUUUAUUGCGAGCCGUUUCCAAAAGUUUCGAUGUGGUGGCACGUUCCAUUCUAAAUAAUUCAUUUUUUCGUCUCGGUGAACAGCUGGAUAAAGCAUUAAGCCGAAUGAAAAAAUGUUACCAAAAAGGGAAUCACAACGAAGAUGAGGGACAGAAUGCGCAGAACUAG